Castor canadensis (American beaver) is the source of this 1028-nucleotide messenger RNA. Its product is annotated as olfactory receptor 13C7. Gene Ontology annotation, molecular function: olfactory receptor activity; G protein-coupled receptor activity. Gene Ontology annotation, biological process: G protein-coupled receptor signaling pathway. The record is from RefSeq and is a predicted model, not a curated record. Lineage: Eukaryota; Metazoa; Chordata; Mammalia; Rodentia; Castoridae. Gene Ontology annotation, cellular component: membrane.
AUGGAAAGUGCCAAUCAGACAGCCUCUGUGUCAGAGUUUGUUCUCCUGGGCCUCUCAGCUCACCCGAAGCUGGAGAAAAUGUUUUUUGUGCUCAUCCUGUCCACGUACCUGGUGAUCCUGCUGGGCAAUGGAGUCCUCAUCCUGGUGACCAUCCUUGACUCCCACCUGCACACGCCCAUGUACUUCUUCCUGGGGAACCUCUCCUUCCUGGACAUCUGCUACACGACCUCCUCAGUCCCCCUCAUUCUUGACAGCUUCCUCGCCCCCAGGAAAACCAUCUCCUUCUCAGCCUGUGCUGUGCAGAUGUUUCUCUCCUUUGCCAUGGGAGCCACAGAGUGUGUCCUCCUGGGCAUGAUGGCGUUUGACCGCUAUGUGGCCAUCUGCAGCCCCCUUCGGUACCCUGUGGUCAUGAGCAAGGCUGCCUAUGUGCCCAUGGCCAUCAGCUCCUGGGCAGCAGGGAGUGCUGCCUCUGUGGUUCAAACAUCCUUUGCAAUGCGGCUGCCCUUCUGCGGGGACAAUGUCAUCAACCACUUCACCUGUGAGAUCCUGGCAGUCCUGAAACUGGCCUGUGCUGACAUCUCCAUCAAUGUGAUCAGCAUGGGGGUGACAAAUGUGAUUUUCCUGGGGGUCCCAGUCCUGUUCAUCACUUUCUCCUAUGUCUUCAUCAUUGCCACCAUCAUGAAGAUCCCUUCCGUUGAGGGAAGGAAAAAGGCCUUCUCCACCUGCUCUGCCCACCUCACAGUCGUGGUCAUCUUCUAUGGGACCAUCCUCUUCAUGUAUGGGAAGCCCAAGUCUAAGGACCCACUUGGGGCAGACAAGCAGGACCUUGCAGACACACUCAUCUCCCUCUUCUAUGGGGUGCUGACCCCCAUGCUGAACCCCAUCAUCUACAGCCUGAGGAACAAGGAUGUGAAGGCCGCUGUGAGGAACCUCGUGGUAUUUCAGAAGCGCUUUACCCAGUGAUGUUUGGAGGACAGCUGUUCCUAUAGUUCUGAGCCUCUUGGCUGCUUUCAUCCAUGAAUAUCAGG